Messenger RNA from Trichobilharzia szidati, 1709 nucleotides. NCBI's taxonomy places the organism in Eukaryota, Metazoa, Platyhelminthes, Trematoda, Strigeidida, Schistosomatidae. The record is from the annotation of a GenBank genome assembly.
AUGACAUCAGCAAUAGAAAAACCCGUAUGGGAUGAUGUUGAUGAAGCCAUGGUGGAAGAGGUUAUGCGGAUGUCAACGGAAGAGUUGACAAGUAGGGCAAGGUUACUUGAUGCUGAAAUUCGCUUUAUGAAGUCGGAAUUGCACCACGUUGACCAUGAAAUUAAGAUGAAACAAGCGAAAGUAAAAGACAGCAAAAGUAAGAUCAAGAUGAACAAGGCUUUGCCUUAUUUAGUGGCAACCGUUGUCGAGUUAUUAGAUGUAGAACCACAGGAAGAUGAAAUUGAGGAAGGGGCGAAUGUGGAUCUUGAUUCGCAGCGCAAAGGAAAGUGUGCUGUCAUAAAAACAAGCACGAGGCAGACCUACUUUCUCCCAGUUAUCGGGCUUGUACCUCCUGAAGAGUUGAAACCUGGGGAUUUAGUUGGUGUACAUAAAGACUCGUAUCUUAUACUUGAGAAGCUUCCCCCCGAAUUCGAUUCUCGAGUAAAGGCUAUGGAGGUUGACGAACGUCCUACUGAGAGAUACAGUGAUAUUGGUGGCUUGGACAAACAAAUACAAGAACUAAUUGAAGCUGUUGUUCUACCUAUGACACAUCGUGAUCGUUUCGAAGCAAUUGGUAUACAACCUCCUAAGGGUGUAUUGUUAUACGGUCCUCCUGGAACGGGGAAAACUUUGCUGGCCCGUGCAUGUGCUGCGCAGACCAAAUCUACUUUCCUAAAACUUGCUGGUCCUCAACUAGUUCAGAUGUUCAUUGGGGAUGGAGCAAAGUUGGUCAGAGAUGCAUUCCAGCUAGCCAAAGAAAAAGCUCCAGCAAUCAUAUUUAUUGACGAACUUGAUGCAAUCGGCACAAAACGCUUUAACAGUGAAAAAGCCGGUGAUCGUGAAGUACAACGAACAAUGUUGGAAUUAUUAAACCAACUGGAUGGUUUUCAACCGAAUCAUGAUAUCAAAGUGAUUGCAGCAACAAAUCGUGUGGAUAUCUUAGAUCCAGCCUUAUUACGAAGUGGUCGUGUUGACCGAAAAAUUGAAUUUCCAGCACCGAAUGAAGAAGCACGUGCUCGAAUUAUGCAAAUCCAUUCGCGUAAAAUGAAUGUUGACAAAGAUGUCAACUUUGAAGAAUUAGCUCGGUGUACAGACGACUUCAACGGUGCUCAAUGUAAAGCUGUGUGUGUUGAAGCAGGUAUGAUCGCGCUACGUCGUGGAGCCUCAGAAGUAAUACAUGAAGAUUAUAUGGAUGCUAUACUAGAAGUUCAAGCAAAGAAACGCACCAACUUAAACUAUUAUGCUUGAUUAUUCAUUUGUGUAUGCUUUAAUUGUAGGUGUUUACAUCUACAAUUUCAGAUCGAUUUGACACACCACUGUUAGUCAGUCAGUCAGUCACCCAUCGUGAUGUGUGAUGACUCCAAAUGUCAAUAUAUACAAUAUACCCUGUAUUUAUUUCAAUACAAUAUGGUUUUGCUUAAUCUUUUUAAUUAACUUUGCACUUAAUAAAUGGAUACAUCCGUAUUCACUGUUUAACUAUUAAUGUGUGUAACUAUUUUGAUAUACGGUUACGUCCUCUGGGCUAGGCGAUUUAGUAGUUGCAAAGCUUUCAUUGUCCCAUCUAAACAACAUCUUCAGCGCAAGCUUCAAUAUGCAUUCUCCAUGAAUAAUAAUAAUAAUUGUGUUGUAUUCGGAAAAUGCAAAUUAAGUGUAGCUCAGUCAUUCAAUGA